Molecule: messenger RNA, 1558 nt
Organism: Dendroctonus ponderosae (mountain pine beetle)
Lineage: Eukaryota; Metazoa; Arthropoda; Insecta; Coleoptera; Curculionidae
Gene: Paip1
Product: polyadenylate-binding protein-interacting protein 1
Exons: 7
Coding region: 95-1309 (404 amino acids)
Biological process (GO): regulation of translational initiation
Molecular function (GO): RNA binding; translation activator activity; protein binding
Source: RefSeq, a predicted model, not a curated record
GUACAUAACGCAUUCUAACCAUACUUUUUAUGUUUUGUUUUUCUCCUCUGUCCUAGAUUAUGCGCAUUCUUGUUGCUUAAAAUAGGGCUCAAAAAUGGAGCAGCGCAACCCGACAGGUUUUUGGUUCAAAUCCGAUUUUACACAAAGUCCUUUAAGGGAACCACGUCUGAAGAGUUCAGAUCAGAGUUCAAGACCUGCUCAGCAAGCAGGCCCUACUGAAGAGCCCCCUGUUGUUAAACAAACAAUUUUACGAGCAGAUGCUCCAGAAUUUGUGCCCACGAGAACAUUUGAACAACAGCAGAUACGGGGCCUCUUUGUGGACAAUCCGCAAGGAGCACCCAGGCACAGUGUGCAAAACAGGCUAAACAAAGCAAAGAAUGUAAACCAAAAUACCCAGUAUUCUAGUCCUGGAAGUAGCUCUUACGCCACUCCACAAGCUGAACAACCAGCCAAUCCUAGUAAUGAAAGCCACACAAACAUCACAGAUUUAGUGAGGUUGCGCCAGAUAAUAUCCUCUCUUAUAAAUUAUCCAGGCCAAUUUGAUGAUCUUUUAAUUGUAUUCAUGGAAACAAUUUAUCCAUAUUUCCUUGACUCAGAUGCAUUAGCGCAAAUAGCACAUCUUCUGGUCGGCGAGGCUGUCAAUUCUCCAAAUUUUCGAUACAAUGGUGUUCGCCUGUGUUGGUAUGCAGAAAAACAAUGUCCAGAAUUUGGUGCAAAACUCUAUGACAUAUGCGAAAAAGAACUUGAAACUGAUCACAAUCAACAGAAUGUGAUGCUCUUCAUUGCGGAACUCUAUAUCCAAUUGUCUCACUUCAGCCACUUUGGAUACCUGUUGAUUUAUGCAUUAAAUAAACUGUUGGGUGUUGGUGGAAAUGAUAACAUUAAAUGUGUAUGUCAAGCAUUAAAGUUAACUGGUUAUGCAUUAGAACAAAAUCAAUCACAAUCUCUAAAUGAACUAUUUUUGCAAUUAAAAACAUCUUCAAGCUCAUUGUCUGGCUCUGCAUUGACCAUACUUAAUUCUGUGAUCAACUUAAGACAGUCCAAUUGGGGCCGAAGUGCACCGGAGAGUAACAGCUCUGAAGCAUCUGACUAUGACCAUGAUUACGAAGAAAUAGUAACUGGAAUAUUGUAUGAAGCGGAGGGUCAAACAUUAACCAAUGAAGAACAGGAAUUUCUGGCGGCUCACGCCACUCAAGAUGAAUACCUUAGUGACAGUGACGAUCCAGAUGCAUUAUGUGAUCCUGAACCAGAAAUGGACGACGAGAUUCAAGCAGCAUUUGAAGAAUUCGUAAAACUGAACAAGCACUAAGCGUCCUAUUGUUGGAGAGAUACUACGUUUAUCCUUGAAUUCAACCCUUUUGCUGAUACUUAUUUACAAAAAGAGAAGAUACACGCUCUACAGCCAAUUAAAAUAGCCGCAAAUCUAACUAUAUAAUACUAUAUUUCGUGUCAUUUAUGUGAGUGUGUCCAUCUAAUUGUUCUGUUUUUUGGUAUAAGUUAAAUGUAAACCAUAGUGUUUACGUGUAAUGUAUGACUGUAUUAAAAACCGUGCAAAUGA